Molecule: messenger RNA, 384 nt
Organism: Microthlaspi erraticum
Lineage: Eukaryota; Viridiplantae; Streptophyta; Magnoliopsida; Brassicales; Brassicaceae
Source: the annotation of a GenBank genome assembly
AUGGCCGAUGGAGUGAAAUUUGGUCGAUCGCGAGCAAGUAAAAUGGCCGACAAUCCAAAUCACGGCAUUUACCGCGGCCACCGGCUCAAAACACCUCAAUCAAGCAUCAACAUCGCAUCUAAAGAAGAAAAUCCGGAUUGGAACGAGCAGAAUUGGAGAAGGCCGAAGGAAGACGUCGAGGAAAUCUUCACGGUUCGAGCUGUAGUCCAUACCAUCACCAUCCGGUCGACCAAAACGGACGAAUCCAAUACAUCCGGGGAUUCGGUGGCAAACACCAUCAAUACUCGCGUCUAUGGAAGGCCUAUGAAUCCAAGCAACCGGGGAUUCGGUGGCAAACACCAUCAAUACUCGCGUCUGUGGAAGAUCCAAGCAAAACCUCUAUAA